Molecule: messenger RNA, 588 nt
Organism: Pelobates cultripes (western spadefoot toad)
Lineage: Eukaryota; Metazoa; Chordata; Amphibia; Anura; Pelobatidae
Source: the annotation of a GenBank genome assembly
AUGGGUCGCAACAGGCGCACGGAGCCCUCUCAGACACCGAGGGGCUCCCAACAACACCCCUCUCAGGGCCUCAUGGACCCCUUUUUACACCCGACCCCCGGUUCUGGAGGAGAGCCGGCGGGCCCGAGCUCAACGCCACCGUCCCCUGCCUCCUCCUCGGGAACAGAGCACUCCUCCCUGGCUCGGAUAGGUGAGGAACUCCGAUCCAUCGCGGCCUCUAUGGCCACUAAAACCGACUUGCUCACACUUACCACCACGAUACAAGAUGCCUUACGCUCGGAGAUGGCGGACAUCAGGACGGAAGUGACCGCCCACGGAACCCGCAUUGAGGCUCUGGAAACCGCAAUGGAGACCCAAUCCUCCAGGAUCUCAUCGACUGACCUGGCAAUUGCGCGGCAAGGAGACAUGCUCCUCGAUAUGAGGAGACACCUGGAGGACCUCGAUAAUAGAGGCCGCAGGUGCAACAUUCGGGUAAGGGGGGUCCCGGAGACAGAGGGAGGGGAGAAUGCAGCGGAGGUCCUGUCAGGCCUUUUUAAGAUGCUGCUACAGGCUGAGGCCCCCGAACGUUUUGGUGAUGAAAACCCAUAA